Molecule: messenger RNA, 688 nt
Organism: Myotis davidii
Lineage: Eukaryota; Metazoa; Chordata; Mammalia; Chiroptera; Vespertilionidae
Gene: FANCF
Product: Fanconi anemia complementation group F
Exons: 1
Biological process (GO): interstrand cross-link repair
Cellular component (GO): Fanconi anaemia nuclear complex
Source: RefSeq, a predicted model, not a curated record
GGUCUGCAGGAGGUGGGCGAGGUGGGGCCGGAGGGCCCCCGCGGGCUGCUCAGCGGCCUGUGGGCGCGGGGGCCCCAGAACAGCUUCCUGGAGGUGAUAGCGGCCGCGCUGCUGCUGCCGUCGGCGCCACCCGGGACCCCACAAAAGGAGCUGGAACUGGACAACCCCCAAGCCCCGGGAGAGGGGCGUCACGAGCUGGUUCAGUGGCUUCUGGGCCAGUCAGACACCAUGGCUGCUUUGUGCCACAGCCUCCCGUCCGAGCUUCUAACUUCGGUGGUGGGUCGCCACCCGGAGCUCGUCCAGGUCUACCUGGGUCUGCUGACCGAUUGGGGCCGACGGCUGCACUACGACCUCCAGAAGGGCGAGUGGGUUGGCGCCGAGGCCCGAGAGGGGCCCUGGGAGGAGUUGUACAGCCGGUUUCAGAGCCUCUGCCAGGCCCCCUCGCCCCUGAAAGAUGAAGCUCUACGUGCCCUGGAGACUUGCAAGGCACAGGAUGGAGGUUUCGAAGCCCCUGGCCUUAGCAUCUGGACAGACCUGUUGUUAGCUCUUGGGAGCGGUGCGUGAUGCUGCAUUUGGGGAAAGACAAGGUCUCGGUCUCAGCCCAAGCCCAGUUCUAUGUGGGCAACAUUCUCUAUUGACUACUUGGACAUAUGGUUUACAGAAUUAAAAUUUCAGUGUUGCCACCAAA